Perca flavescens (yellow perch) is the source of this 1158-nucleotide messenger RNA. RefSeq names its product olfactory receptor 142-like. The record is from RefSeq and is a predicted model, not a curated record. Bases 1 to 1158 code for a protein of 385 amino acids. Lineage: Eukaryota; Metazoa; Chordata; Actinopteri; Perciformes; Percidae. Gene Ontology annotation, cellular component: membrane. Gene Ontology annotation, molecular function: olfactory receptor activity; odorant binding; G protein-coupled receptor activity. Gene Ontology annotation, biological process: detection of chemical stimulus involved in sensory perception of smell; G protein-coupled receptor signaling pathway. The transcript has 2 exons.
AUGAUCAACUCUACACAGGUUUCAUAUUUCAAACUUGCUGCCUACUUUGACACCGGGGUUUUCAAGUAUUUAUAUUUCAUGAUUGUUAUGUCUUUAUAUAUGGUAAUAGUUUGUGCUAAUGUUUUGCUGAUUGUGGUUAUCUGUAUGAACAGAAGCUUACAUGAACCUAUGUACCUUUUUCUGUGCAGCCUGUUUGUAAAUGAACUGUUUGGUAGUACAGGGUUGUUUCCAUUCCUUCUGGUUCAGAUCCUCUCUGACAUUCACACUGUUUCUGCUUCUCUUUGUUUCCUGCAGAUUUUUUCAGUGCAUUUCUAUGGACAUGUAGAAUUUUUUACCUUAGGAGUCAUGUCUUAUGACAGAUACCUUGCUAUCUGUUAUCCUCUGCAUUAUAACACUCGUAUGACAUCUAACAAGGUUGCCGUGCUUAUUGCGUCCGUAUGGUUAUACAGUGUACUUUGCAUUGUUGUCAUGAUGUCUCUGAGUGUCCCCUUACAGCUGUGUGGGAACACAAUUCAAAAAGUGUACUGUGACAACUACUCAAUCGUUAAACUGGCAUGCUUCGACACAACCGUCAAUAACAUAUAUGGACUUGUGUAUAUCUUUACAGUAAUAUUUGCUCUUAUAAUUCUCAUUCUUUACUCCUACAUGAGGAUCCUUAAAGUGUGUUUUUCUGGUUCUAAACAGACCAGACAGAAAGCUGUCAGUACCUGCACACCUCACCUUCUUUCCCUGCUCAACUUUUCUUUUGGGUCUUUCUUUGAACUAGUACAAGGCAGAUUUAAUAUGAACAGUUUACCCAUCAUGUUACGCAUUUUUCUGUCAUUGUACUGGCUUACCUGCCAGCCGCUCUUCAAUCCUGUAAUGUACGGACUGAAAAUGUCCAAAAUCCGUAACGAGUGGAGUCUGGUGUGCAGGAGUCAGGGUUCCAGCUGCCUCUCAUCUACCACAAUCAACCUCUGCUUCAUACCGGGUCAUUCCUCCACUCUGCGUCAGAUCAUAGACAAUACUGCCACAGGUAGUCUGUUUAGUCUACUUGUAUAUCUGCCAGUCCUGAUCCCUUCUUUUGUGCCUCAGCUACCAUUAGAACCUGACUCCUGGUACUGCUUCACUCCUGCCAUCCACCGGACCAGAACCACCACCACUGGACCCCACUGCUAG